This is a messenger RNA of Nelumbo nucifera (sacred lotus), 1358 nucleotides long. Its product is annotated as amino acid transporter AVT1I-like. The record is from RefSeq and is a predicted model, not a curated record. Gene Ontology annotation, biological process: amino acid transmembrane transport. Gene Ontology annotation, cellular component: vacuolar membrane. NCBI's taxonomy places the organism in Eukaryota, Viridiplantae, Streptophyta, Magnoliopsida, Proteales, Nelumbonaceae. Gene Ontology annotation, molecular function: L-amino acid transmembrane transporter activity.
CCCCAUUUUAAGGAGCCACCCUUGUUCAUCCUUUGUACCACAAAACAAUGGGAGCGGUGGAAAGCCAGAGCGACCAGCUGCAACCAAAGACCGGGACGUCUUUUCUUCGGACUUGUUUCAAUGGAGUUAAUGCCUUGUCAGGAGUUGGGAUAUUGUCGAUUCCAUAUGCACUUGCUGAAGGGGGGUGGUUGAGCCUUGUACUUCUUUUGUUGAUGGCAAUCAUUUGCUUCUACACUGGGCUGCUUCUACAUAGAUGUAUGCAAGCACACCCACGUAUCAGAACCUAUCCCGAAAUAGGCGAACUUGCUUUUGGCUAUAAAGGCAGAACCCUGGUAGCCCUCUUCAUGUAUAUGGAAUUGUAUCUGGUUGCCAUUGAAUUUUUAAUAUUGGAAGGUGACAACUUAGAGAAGUUGUUUCCCAAUACAAGUUUUAAAGUUGGAGGAUUGAGAAUUGGAGGAAAACAAGCUUUUGUUGUGGUCGCAGCCCUUAUAAUCUUGCCAACGACGUGGUUAAGGAGUUUGGGUGUCCUUGCCUAUGUUUCUGCUGGUGGGGUCUUGGCUUCUAUUAUUGUGGUGUGUUCUGUUUUUUGGGCUGGUGCGAUUGAUGGCGUUGGGUUCAAUGAAAGAGGAAAACUGUUUAAUUGGAUUGGAAUGCCUACUUCUAUCAGCUUGUAUGCCUUCUGUUACUGUGGUCAUGCGGUAUUUCCCACUUUAUGUUCUUCAAUGAAAGACAGGAACCAAUUUCCUAAGGUGUUGAUAGUCUGCUUUAUUAUUUGCACCUUCAAUUAUGGAUCAAUGGCUGUUUUGGGGUACCUGAUGUAUGGACAAGGUGUGAAAUCCCAAGUGACCUUAAAUCUACCAAUUGGAAAAGUAAGCUCCCAUAUAGCAAUCUAUACUACAUUAAUCAAUCCUUUAACUAAGUACGCGAUUAUGGUUAUUCCCAUUGCAAUGGCAAUUGAAGACUGGUAUCCCUUCCGCAAAAGCAGACCCAUCAGCGUCCUUAUCAGAACGUCCAUACUUAUCACUAAUGUCGUUGUGGCAUUGACUAUUCCAUUUUUCGGAUACCUAAUGGCAUUUAUAGGUGCAUUUCUUAGCGUCACGGCUUCUCUUUUGUUGCCAUGUGUUUGCUAUCUCAAGAUUUCAAAGUCUUCCCGAAGUUUUGGAUUAGAGUUGAUUAUCAUUGUGGGGAUUUUAGCAUUGGGUUCCCUGGUUGCAGUCCUGGGGACUUUCAUUUCUCUCAGGGAAAUCAUAAAACAUAUGUGAACUUGACAUCCGAUAGAUCAAGCAUAUAUGUAUUUGGGUUUUUUUUUUUCUUUUUUUUUAAAUCUAUAAAAUACUAAACUUAUUUAUCGGUAUCUA